UCCAUUGUGCUGAUGAUCCAGCUGUCUGCCGUCGCAUCGUUCCGCAACCUGGCCAAGCGCGCCGACCGCGGGCUGUACCACGGCGUGCGGAUUGGGUAUGGCAACCAGAUCUCGCACUCGCACCGCAAGACGCGCCGCAGGUGGCUGCCGAACGUGCAUCUGCGGACGCCGUACUUGAGCCUGCUGGACAAGCAUGUGCGCCUGAACACGACGUCGAAGGCGACGCGGACGAUCGACCUCGCCGGCGGCAUUGAGCGCUACCUGCUCAACCUCAACCCGGAGCGCGUUGCCUCAAAGCGCGGCGACGAGCUGCGAGCCCAGCUCCGCCAGCGCGCCGAGCUCAUCGCCGAGGCAAUGGACGCCAUGGGCAUCUCGUCCUUCCAUAUGCUGGCUGCCAGCCCGACCACCUCCGUCACAAAGCCGCGUGGCGACCUUGCACGGCGCCUCACGACCACCUGGAUGCUCGAGCCAGAGCUCCGCUCGCUCACCGUCCUCUCUGUGCCGAUGGAUCGCAAGACGGCUGCCCAGGCCACCGCCGACUACAUGUCCCGCACGCUCGCGCAAGAGGCGUCCGGCGGCAAUGCUGCUGCUGAUGCUGCUGCUGCUGCUGCUUCUUCGUUGAGUGCAAGUGCUGCAGCUACGGAUAGAUUGGAGAGCAUCUUGUCGUCCAGCGACGCUACUGAAGGCGACCUUGCUGCUGCUGAUGCUGCUGCUGCUGAUGAUUCUGUUGCUGCUGCUGCUGCUGAUUCUACUUCCUCGGCGUCAAAUGACGAGUCGUCGGCGAGUGACAGCGGUGAGGCUGCGGCUGCGACACGCGCAGCUCGCGCCAAGACGUCCAUUGCCGCCAUGAAGAAUCUCAUUGCACGCCUUGGCGAGCGUGUGCCUUCUCUGUUGAGCGGGAAAGAUGCAGCUCUGAUGGAUGCGUUCAGGGGCCUGAUCUCGGAGGACUUGUACAAGACGCUGCUCGCCGACGAGGUCAAGAAGCUGCGCGGUCUGCACGCCAACUUUUUGGGCAAGCCGCUCAACGACGAGGACGUUCAAUGGCUCACGUCAAAGAAGAACAAAAAUGCAGAGACCUUCGUGGCGCUCUUCACCAACCUCGGCAACACCAUCGCCGCCGAACUGCUCAAGCGGGACUCGCUCAAAAUGCGUCGUCGGGGCUUCCUCGGUCUGUUCGACCAACCACUCCUCUGCGAAGUCAUCCAGCAGCGUGACAUUGCCUUCCAAAUUGCCGGCACCAUUGUCGCUCGCUUGGCCGAGCGCAUCCAGGUGCCCGAUCUCAAAGGGCAGCUUGACGCUGUGCGCGCCGAGGCGAUUGCCCAGUUCGUGGAGGCCAACCCACCGAUUCCGCUCGUCAGCCCGUUCAUCCAUGACGAGGCGGAGAUUCUCAUCCGCAAUAACCUUGUGCGAACCUUGCCUGACGUGGCCACGCCCGAGUCCCUGCAAGAGUGCCUCAAGACGCACUACCCGACCCUCCUCCCAAUCCUGCUGAGCGAUGGUACUCGGUUUGUGCUCACCCCAAGCGUGACGCGCCUGGUCGAAAUCCAACGACUGCAGCAACGUCGUCCGCUCCUUGCGACGUUUGCAACGCGACAGGCCCUCAACGCGCCUCCGCUGACGCUGACCGAGCACGGCCAAAAGGUCGUGAGUGCUGCCCUUGCGGCCAACUCUCCCGCCAAUGUCAACUUUGCCGCUGCCAACCAGCUACUUGCCGAUGCGCUAACUAUCAACGAGAGCACGAGCGACUCGCAAGAUCGUGCCGAUCGCGCUGCGGCCGCCGAAACCAUCUGGCAGAACGUUUCGGCAAGCUUUGCUACAGAGGUGCAGGCCGGGCGCGUGUGGGCCCCCGAGGACCGCUUCUAUCCCGCUCAGCUGCAGCAGCAGCUGGCGGCUGACACUGCUACACAGGCCAAGGCUCAAACCGAUGCAAUCUAACAGCAGCCCAUUCGACUACUUUGAACAAGGGAGAAUGUCUGGAGUGACGCCAAGUAGUAUUGGAUGUUUUCUGUUACGGUUUUUUUUACACUUCUUUCGUGCUUGUGCGCACCUUCCGUCCCCGCGCCGUUUCGACUUUUGUCAAAGUACAAUGACGUUUUCAUUUUCUG
This is a messenger RNA of Capsaspora owczarzaki ATCC 30864, 2105 nucleotides long. RefSeq lists its product as hypothetical. Gene Ontology annotation, molecular function: structural constituent of ribosome. The transcript has a single exon. The record is from RefSeq and is a predicted model, not a curated record. The coding region runs from base 13 to 1935 and encodes 640 amino acids. Gene Ontology annotation, cellular component: mitochondrial large ribosomal subunit. NCBI's taxonomy places the organism in Eukaryota, Filasterea, Ministeriida, Capsasporidae.